CCCAAAAUGGCGAAAAGCCUCAUCUACUAAAACAUUAGGCUGGUACAAAAUUGGUCUGUAUUCAUUCACAUUUGUGCCUCAGAGCACACCAUCUAGAAAUCAUUAAGGUAUAAGUUGUUCACUAUGUGACACAGGAUUUCUCAUAACUUAAAAGAGUAGGACCCAAGCUUCUCUCCAUAUCAACAAUUAAUAAACUAGAGCAAAAAAAAUUUAUACGGCAGCACAUCAUUUGGAUUUUUACUAAUUUUAUCAACUUCCAUUGAAAAUGAAAGAGUAUAAAGUUGUUGUUCUUGGCAGUGGAGGUGUAGGUAAGAGUGCCCUUACUGUAAAAUUUGUGUCUGGAACGUUCAUGGAAAAAUAUGACCCAACUAUUGAGGAUUUCUAUAGAAAAGAAAUUGAGGUUGACUCAGCACCAUCUGUGCUUGAGAUUCUUGACACUGCUGGAACUGAGCAGUUUGCUUCAAUGAGGGACCUUUAUAUAAAAAACGGUCAGGGUUUUGUUAUAGUCUACAGCAUAACUAGUAUACAAACGUUCCAGGAUAUCAAGACAAUGAGAGACCAGAUACAGAGAGUCAAAGGAAUAGAUAGGAUACCCAUGAUUCUUGUGGGGAACAAAUCAGAUUUGGACAGCCAGAGAGAAGUGUCAUCAUCUGAAGGAAUAUCUUUGGCCCAGCAUUGGGGUUGCCCAUUCUUAGAAACCUCGGCGAAAAGCACAAACAAUGUUAACGAGGUUUUUAUUGAAAUAGUGCGUGAAAUGAACUCUACCCCACUUCGGGAUAAUAAAGGAUGCUGUAUCAUUCUUUGAAGUUUUUAGGAUUUUAAAAUUUGUUUUCACUCAUUCUAGUAAAGAUAAAAAUUCUGUGAUGAUAGUGCAUGUACAUGAAUGCCUGCGUGAUAAAAAUAGUAACAAGGGGACACUACUGAAUGCAUACAAUGAUGGCGACCAGCUAGACAGUCUCCUGCUGAAUGACGCUGCCCCAUCUAUCAACCUUAUUCAUGAGUGGAAUUCAGCUUUAGCUCCUGAUGCUGCAGUUAUUUUUGUCAUGCUUAAUUGUUUUGUUUCGAUGACAAGUUGUUUGCUAGGAUAGAGAAGUGCUGUUUCGAAAAUUACGUAAACAUGGAAAGGGACAUAACUCAUAGUAUAAAUACUGCAAGGGACUUAAUCAUUUGUAUUUAUUUACAGUUGUUUUUUUUUACAAUUAGUACUACAUUUUUACACCUAUACGAUGGAGGACUCAUGCUUCAAAUUACUCGAAAAUUCAUUUAGAUGAUAGAUAAUUAAUAUUCUCUAAACUAGAUGAUGAUUAUUUAUUUUUGUGUGUGUGGUCAGAUGAUACAUGAUUUAUUAAAAUUUGCAAACAUUUGUUACCAACCAUCAAACUUGAUGUUUUCUCAAUGAAAGGGAAAUAAUAAUGUCUGCGUGUGUUACUUCCCCUGAUUUGUUUCCCUAGAUAUGUUGGUAGCUGAAAUGGCUAUGUAGAGAUGGGUCUUCCAAUAAGUGUGUUAUGUGUAGAUAUGUUGAAAGGAAACUUUUUUUAACAGUAGAAUUAAUUGCCUAUUCCAGGCUGUCAUAUAAAUUUUAUAUUUGUAAUUUAGCAGCAUUUUUUAAGUU
Physella acuta is the source of this 1612-nucleotide messenger RNA. Its product is annotated as ras-related protein Rap-2c-like. NCBI's taxonomy places the organism in Eukaryota, Metazoa, Mollusca, Gastropoda, Physidae. The record is from RefSeq and is a predicted model, not a curated record. Gene Ontology annotation, biological process: signal transduction. Gene Ontology annotation, molecular function: GTPase activity; GTP binding. Gene Ontology annotation, cellular component: membrane.